Lycium ferocissimum is the source of this 1524-nucleotide messenger RNA. RefSeq names its product protein DA1-like. Lineage: Eukaryota; Viridiplantae; Streptophyta; Magnoliopsida; Solanales; Solanaceae. Gene Ontology annotation, molecular function: ubiquitin binding. Bases 236 to 1405 code for a protein of 389 amino acids. The transcript is spliced from 12 exons. The record is from RefSeq and is a predicted model, not a curated record.
GAAUUUACAAAUGCAGAUGUUGGAAGUUUAUUCCUUAGAACCCCAUGUUUACAAAUUAUAAAUAUCCCAUACACCUGUUGAUCUGUGGAUUUUCUUACGACUCAACAAAAUAGCCUGUUCCACAUCUCAAUCUUCCAGUAAACUUGCAGUUUUUCUGUGAAUAGCCUUUUCAUGUUUUAAUUUGCUGUAGCAUUUUUUCAUUUUUCCUUAAAACCAGAGGAUUUUAACCUUGAAAAUGCUGGAUAAUAGAUUCCUGGAUGAAGCUCCAUCAUACGAGGACCAAUUAUCAGAAGAUGAGAUCGAGGAUGUGGGAAAUGCUGUUGAACUCUCUCUUCAAGAAUCGGAGGGAAAACAAAUAUACAUGGGUGAUGAGGAGUCAUCCCAGGUUGAUGAGGCAGAAGAACUUGCAAAAGCAUUGGAACAAAGCAUAAUAUCUUCUAAAGAGUCGAGCACCAGUACUGGAUGCAGAGGACUGAAAUGGUGGAAGGUUUUCAAGGAGUAUAAGCCAUUUGGACAUACAUCAAAGGGCACUUCUUCGCUGAGCAAAAGUAGGCAGCGGCGAAAUAUUACUAUUUGUGAUGUUUGUGAGGAACAGAUUCGCUCGGCGUGGUUAAGGUGUUACUGGGGCCAGACAUACUGUGAAAAGCAUAUAUCUGAUGGAACUCCUACAUGCUGUAGCUGCUACAGACUCAAGUUAGGAGAUAUGAAAUAUAUCACUCUGAGUGAUGGUCGGAAACUUUGCCCUGACUGUCGUCAUACGGCCGUGAUGGAUCCUGAAGAAUGUAAGCCCCUUCUUAAUGAAGUGCAUAGAUUUUUCAAAGGAUUAAACAUGGAAAUCAGAUGCUACAUUCCAGUUCUGUUAGUUGAUGAAGAAGAGAUGAUCAGAAUCUUUAACAAGAGAGCACUUGGCCUGACUACUUUUGAGCGUUACCGAUUUGAGGCCGGAACUUAUGUGACAAGAUCAAUACAAAAGGGUGACGAUGUUGAAGUGGUAAAAGGCGUAUAUCACCUGCUCCCAGGACACAGAGUGACAUCAAUCCAGCUUCUAUAUGGCUAUCCCAAGUUGGCCUUGGGAGCAACCUUGGCUCAUGAAAUGAUGCACGCUUGGAUGCAGAUUCAAGGCUACAGAGGAGGAAUACCACUACAUAUUGAAGAAGGUAUUUGUGAAGUUAUGUCUCACAAGUGGAUAGAAUGGCAUGCUUUUGUUGGUGAUGAGUUUAUGAAUGGUACAAGUGAAGAAGCUCAAUUCUUGAGACAUUUGAAAGAGUAUCUGAAAGACCAUAUAGAAAAAAAUUAUAACGAGAUCUAUGGUCAUGGAUUCAGAGAGGUGAAAUGGGCUGUUGAGCGAUAUGGUCUAAGAUACACAAUGAAGCAUAUAGUGAAUACAGGCAAUUUACCACAGUGACUUGCUCUCUCAAUUCUUUUUUGACCAGUGUCCAACUGUAAUUUUAACUCAAGUUAAUGCACGAUAGAAAUGAUUUUUUUACUACCAUAGUUCAAUGGUAAACCACCUAUAAAAUUCAA